Molecule: messenger RNA, 795 nt
Organism: Cylindrotheca closterium
Lineage: Eukaryota; Bacillariophyta; Bacillariophyceae; Bacillariales; Bacillariaceae
Source: the annotation of a GenBank genome assembly
AUGACAACUCUUGAUUCCUUCACCAACCCAAUCGCUCCAAUGCCUGAGAAACCAAUCACACAAUCACCUACUCUUGUUAAGGAAGAAGAGAGGACAAUUCCAUUUCUUAGACGACUAGUGGACAUGCUCACGGAAAACGAAGAGGUCAUUUCCUUUUGUCCAGGAACUAUGCAAAAGGGAAAAGUCACCCUGGGCCGCAUUGUGGUUCAUGAUCGACUCAAGGUAGAAUCCAAUAUUUUGCCUCGUUAUUUCAAUCAUAGUUCCUUUGCCAGCCUUCGGCGACAAUUGAACUACUUUUCCUUUACUCGCUUGGGAAAGGGGAGGCAACGCGGGGCUACCUACUGCAAUGAAGAAGUGAUGGAACUAGAAGAUAUUCUCCGUCUCAAGAGACGAUCUACCGCAGCUCCGCCAUCCACCACCACAACAACAAUCAAGACAUCAUCAAGAGCAACAACAACAACAACACUACCAUCCACAAAUCAUGUCACGGAUGGCAAUAGUCGUAGCCUCAAACGUACAUCUCGAGUCUCGAUUUCAUCCUUUGAAGAAGUGAAUGCUGUUCAUGCACCAUCCACCAAAAGGGCGAGGCAUUCGCUGUUUGAAAUGUCGACCUCCUUGCAUCAAACCGUUUCGGAUUCGGAAGAUUCUACUUUGAGUGGUGGGGACGAUCACGUACACCGAAAGCAUCAUCGCAGGAUUACUCUGGAUCUUACAACGCCAUUGUCCAACGGGGAGGACGAUGUUCUAGCUGGCUGCCAAGCCUUGCUUUCGUUUGCCAGUUCUUCUGUCCAUUGA